CCGCCGCCGCUGCUGCUGCUGCUGCUGGUGGCAAGAAGGGCAAGAAGGGUCCUGCUGGCGUUGCGGCUUUGAGAAAAAUGCUGGAAGCCCAAAAGGCUGCUGAAGAAGAAGCCAAGCGCAAGGAAGAAGAAGAACGUAAGAUUAGAGAAGAAGAAGAACGACUUGAAGCCGAGGAGGAAGAGCGUAGAGCCGAAGCUAAGCGUCUCAGGAAGGAAAGAGAAGCUGCCAAGAAGGAACAAUUGCGCAAGGAAGGCAAGCUUCUGACCAAGGCACAAAAGGAAGCGCAACGAAAGGCACAGCUUCGUCACGAGCAAAUGCUGGCAUCUGGCCAAGUCCAAGUUGCAGCUCUUCAGGGUGAUGCAGGCGAAGGACCCAAGAAGAAGCCUGUGUACACUGUGAAGAAGAAGAAGAAACCCAACAAGGAAGAAAUUGAGCGCAAGAAGCGUGAGGAAGAAGAAAAGAAACGUCAGGAGGAAGAGGAGGCACGAAGAAAGGCCGAAGAAGAGGCUAAGAAGAAGCAAGAAGAGGAGAAAGAAGAAGAAGAAUCUGAUGAUGAUGACUGGGAGAAGGCUGCUGAUAGCACUGACGAAGAAGGAGCCAAAUCCGAUGAAAAUAUCAAGGAUGACUGGGAAGAGGAUAGUGAAGAGGACGAGGAUAAGGAAGAAGGAAAGGCUCCUGCAAAGAAGGAUGCAGCUCCCACCAAGAAGGCAGCACCCAAGAAGGAAGAGAGCGACUCUGAAGAUUCUGACGACGAGAGCUGGGAUGACAGCGAUGAAGACAGUGACGAAGAUUUGUCUCCCACUCAACGUGCUGCCUUGCAGCGCAAGGAGGAGGCUGCUGCUCGUCGCGCCCAGCGACAGAAGGAUGCCCUUGCAGCCCGUUCGAAGGACGAUCUCCGAUCACCUAUCUGCUGUAUUCUUGGUCACGUCGAUACUGGUAAAACAAAGCUUCUUGACAAGAUUCGUCAAACGAACGUGCAGGAAGGUGAAGCUGGUGGUAUUACGCAGCAGAUUGGUGCCACUUACUUCCCUGCCGAUGCCAUUGCACAGAAGACGGCUGUCUUGGGCAAGGAUCGUGUCGAAGAGCUCAAGGUUCCUGGUUUGCUUGUCAUUGACACACCAGGUCACGAGUCCUUCACCAACCUGAGAAGCAGAGGUAGCUCGCUGUGUAACAUUGCCAUUUUGGUCGUCGAUAUCAUGCACGGUCUCGAACAGCAGACGCUCGAAUCGAUUCGUUUGUUGCGUGACCGCAAGACGCCUUUCAUUGUCGCCUUGAACAAGAUCGAUCGUCUCUUCCAGUGGAAGGCGAUUCCCAACAACUCGUUCCAAGCUUCGCUUGCCAAGCAAAAGAAGUCUGUCCAACAAGAAUUCGAGACUCGUUUGGAAAAGACCAUGCUGCUGUUUGCCGAGCAAGGUCUUAACGCCGCUCUCUACUACAAGAAUCCUAACGUUGCCAAGUACGUUUCGCUCGUGCCCACCUCUGCUGUCACCGGUGAAGGUGUGCCCGAUAUGUUGAAUUUGUUGGUCAACUUGACCCAGACCCGUAUGAGCAACCAGCUGAUGUAUGUCACUGAGCUCGAAUGUACCGUCUUGGAAGUCAAGGUCAUUGAAGGCUUGGGUACCACCAUCGAUGUCGUCCUUGUCAACGGCUGGUUGCACGAAGGUGACAAGAUUGUUGUGUGCGGCUUGAACGGCCCCAUUGUCACUCAGGUCCGUGCUCUGUUGACACCCCAGCCUAUGCGAGAAUUGCGUAUUAAGUCUCAGUACGUCCAUCACAAGUCCGUGAAGGCCGCCUUGGGUGUCAAGAUUUCUGCCCCCGAUCUCGAAAAGGCUAUUGCUGGUUCGCGUUUGCUUGUUGUCGGUCCUGAAGACGAUGAAGAUGAUUUGAAGGAAGAGGUCAUGUCCGAUCUUACCAAUUUGAUGAGCACGAUCAACCGUCAAGGUCGUGGUGUGUGGGUACAAGCUUCCACACUUGGUUCGCUCGAAGCCCUUUUGGAAUUUUUGCGUGUCAGCAACAUUCCUGUUUCAGGCAUCAACAUUGGUCCUGUGCACAGAAAGGAUGUCAUCAAGGCUAGUGUCAUGGUCGAAAAGGCCAAGGAGUAUGCCGUAAUGCUCUGCUUCGACGUCAAGGUUGAGAAGGAAGCUGAAGAAAUGGCUGAAGAUCUCGGUAUGAAGAUUUUCAAGGCCGACAUCAUCUACCAUUUGUUCGAUCGCUUCGUAGAGUACAGCAACACCAUGAUGGAAACCAAGCGAAAGGAACAAGCUGGCCAGGCCGUGUUCCCCUGUGUCCUCAAGAUGGUUCCUGGUGCUAUCUUCAUGAAGAAGAACCCUAUCGUCAUGGGUGUCGACAUUGUGGAGGGUCAAUUGCGCAUUGGUACGCCUAUUUGCGUUGUCCGACCUAAUGCAGAAGGUGUGCGUGAAGUGGUCCGCAUUGGUAAAGUCACGUCUAUCGAGAAGGACCACAAGUCAUUGGACGUGGUCAGAAAGGGCUCGGCCGGUGCUGGUGUCGCUAUCAAGAUUGAACAGCCAGUACACGAGAACCCAUUGACGUACGGCCGUCAUUUUGACGAUACGGACGAAUACUACAGUAAAAUCUCCCGCCAGUCUAUUGACAUUCUCAAGGAGUCGUUCAGAAAGGAUAUGUCCAAGGAAGAUUGGGCACUCGUUGUGAAGCUCAAGAAGAUUCUGGGCGUAGAUUAAACUAAUGUUAUUUUCCCCACCUUAUCAUUCCACUUACCACACACUCGUAUUAAAAAGGCAUUACACACACACCACACACACACACACACGCUCAACACUCCAGUUACAGUCCAUACCAAAUCUAUCAUUGUCUCUCGCCCACUUUCUUCACUGCAUUAAACACGAAGUUUUU
This is a messenger RNA of Zychaea mexicana, 2871 nucleotides long. RefSeq names its product P-loop containing nucleoside triphosphate hydrolase protein. The transcript is spliced from 5 exons. The coding region runs from base 78 to 2699 and encodes 873 amino acids. The record is from RefSeq and is a predicted model, not a curated record. Gene Ontology annotation, molecular function: GTP binding; translation initiation factor activity; GTPase activity. Lineage: Eukaryota; Fungi; Mucoromycota; Mucoromycetes; Mucorales; Lichtheimiaceae.